GUUUGCCUAUUCUUCAUAGAACUCAUGUGCUAUUAUAUCCUUUGACUGCACUUGUGAUAAUAUUCAUUUUGACAAUUGCUACAGGCUGGAAUGUUUCUCAGAGUGUAAUGAAUUUCUACAAAUAUAGAGUAUUGUGAAUGUUGUUCAAUUUUUAUUAGACUAUUAAGAAUUUUGCAGAUUCUUAUUCAGACUGAGACAUACAAAAGUGAGUGGCCCAAUGUGGGGACAGUGUAAAAAUGUAAAUAGAAUGUAAGUGGCUCAUGUAUUUGAUAAAUAUAUAUUAUACACAAGUGGAUAAUGUGUGCUAUGUGACAAAGUGAAUAAAUCUUGCACUCUGUUAAAUAUUACUUAAGUGGUAGUGACUGAUAAAUUUGUUUGUUAUAAAUUCAAAAGGUACAUUGCUUAUAACCUACAGAUCUAAUGCAGAAAUUACAGAAAAUACACCUCAAAAAGUUGUUCUUGAAAGUUUUGGAGACAAAAAUAAAAAUUUAUUUGUGUCUAAAAUAUUCAUGUGCGGAAUUGCUGUAAUACUGAAUUUAAAAAUUAAGAUAUCAGUCAAGAACUGUUAUUUAAAAAUACCUUCAUGUGGGUGUUUAAAAUGCUUAUUGCAUGUAUUUAUAUCUGUAACUUUUCAAAAAAGUAUUAUUUUGCAUAAAAAGAAAUUAUGAGUUUGUUUUAUUUUUAAUAAUAGCUUGUAUUAUUUAAACAUAAUUUGGGAUACGUUUUGCAUCGUAUACACUGUUUGGAGAAUUUCAUAAUGCAAGUUAUUGACUUUCCUUUUAGAAAAUUAACUUUUUUCUGCGACAAUGAAUUUGAUAUUGUCAAUGAGAUAAAUAAGUUUUUAAAAAAAUGUUAUGUGUUUCUUUCGGAAUAUUUAAUAGACUGAUUAAUGGAGUUUGCAGGAUCAUAUGAUUGCUAAGAAAAAAAAAGGUAAUUUGACGAUGAGAUAAAUAUCUCGGUUAAUUUUUAAAAAUUCACCAAAGAUUUUUGGGAAGAGCAAUUUUUCUAAUAGUAAGUCUAAAAUAAACAAAUGUGAUUUCAUUUUCUAAGCUGAAGAUUGAUUUUCCUUUAUAAUAGUGUUAAAAAAAUUCCUAAAAUUUUCAUAUUAUUUAUCAUGAUAUAUUUUUAAUUUCAACGAAGAUAAUAUAAAUUAAGCCUCAUUGAAUAUUGAUUAUCUUGGGGAAUCCCAAGUGGAUUUUAUUCAAAUUCCUUGGCUGAUGAAAGCGCCAAUGAUGUUUUUCAUUUUUGUAGGAAUAUCCUUUAUCUUCUAAUUGUCCUAGUCACACAGUUGUGUGUUAUUUGGCUUGCAGAGUAUGUUUUAUAAUUUAAUUUUUUUACACAGAAUUUUUAACAUAAGCCUUUUCAAUUGUAUUGUGGCAAUUCUUUUUAUUUAUAUACUAUGUUCAAGAGUUCAGCAGAAUGUAAUAAAAGAAAAAGAAACUUAUCCUUUGUGAAAGAUACUAAUUAUUGAUUGUUUUUCGUAUGUAUCUAACCUCCAUUAUUCCUUCCUUGAACUUUUGAAGGCAUUGAGACCAUAAAUGUAGAGAUAGUUUAAUAAAAAGUUGAAAUUGUUUUGUAUAAAGAAAUUGACAUUAAUUGUUUGGAUUGAAAUAUCAGAAAAUAUAGUAAAAAUUUACAUUUUAGAUGCAUUUCUUUGUUUAACAUUUCAAAAGCUUAUUUUAAUCAAGAUAUUUGGGG
Molecule: messenger RNA, 1698 nt
Organism: Gryllus bimaculatus (two-spotted cricket)
Lineage: Eukaryota; Metazoa; Arthropoda; Insecta; Orthoptera; Gryllidae
Source: the annotation of a GenBank genome assembly